GCCUGCGCGGACCCCGUGGCCGCGCCUGCUCCCGCCGGGGGCUCGUCGCUCGCCGGGCCGCGGCCAUGGGGGAGGCCGAGGUGGGCGGCGGGGGCGCCGCGGGCGACAAGGGCCCGGGAGAGGCGGCCACCAGCCCAGCGGAGGAGACGGUGGUGUGGAGCCCCGAGGUGGAGGUGUGCCUCUUCCACGCCAUGCUCGGCCACAAGCCCGUCGGUGUGAACCGACACUUCCACAUGAUUUGUAUCCGGGACAAGUUCAGCCAGAACAUCGGACGGCAGGUCCCAUCCAAGGUCAUCUGGGACCAUCUGAGCACUAUGUAUGACAUGCAGGCACUGCAUGAGUCCGAGAUUCUCCCUUUCCCAAACCCAGAGAGGAACUUCGUCCUUCCAGAAGAGAUCAUCCAAGAGGUCCGAGAAGGAAAAGUGAUUAUUGAGGAAGAAAUGAAAGAGGAGAUGAAGGAAGACGUGGACCCCCACAGCGGGGCUGAUGAUGUUUUUUUAUCUUCAGGGAGCUUGGGGAAAGCAGCAGAAAAAUCUAGCAAAGACAAAGAGAAGAACUCCUCAGACUCGGGGUGCAAAGAAGGGGCAGACAAGCGGAAGCGCAGCCGGGUCACGGACAAAGUCCUGACUGCAAACAGCAACCCCUCCAGCCCCAGUGCCGCCAAGCGGCGCCGAACAUAGACGCCUAUGCAGGCAGGGCCUGGGGCCGCCCCCAGCGCACAGCGACCUGUCCUGACGCUGCGCGCCCCACUGCCACCGGCUUCCCUGGAGUGGCCACCCAGCAGGGGCCUCGGGCCAGGCUCCGGUCAGACCGGCGGGGGCCUGGUGGACCCAGAAGACCAGGCUCCCCAGGCCAGCGGUUGAGGGCCUGAGUCUGCGCCCCGUCUCCUCUGGAGCACCCGUGGCCUCAGAUCCGCUCCACGUGUGCAGCGGCAUUCGGGAUCCAGGCCGCGAGGAGCGGGGUGGAGCCAGGAGAAGCCACCGGAUUAGCAAGCAAUACAAACACUGACCUCACUCUGUCCUCACAAGGAAACGCUCGUCUUCCCUGCGUGAUUGUCCUUUCCGUCUGUCUGUCCCUCUGUGAGCCUGUCUGCACUGACUCGGCAUCAGGAGGGCGUGGCCUUCCCGCCACCGCACGCGCCACAGCCUCUCUCCCCACCCGGGAAACUCAGAACCAGAUACUUUGCCUCAUUCACUCGUACUGUAAGGAUGUAUAUAAUUUGGUUGGUAUCUCGCUAUUUAAUUUUUAAGAAACCUAUUUUACUAGUGUUUUAUAUGAGAAAAAUACUGGAGAAGUUUAACCUGUGUCGUAUUUUCCUGAGAUGUUUUGUUUUAAGGUAAUGACUACUGAGAUACUUUUUGCUCAGUUUUUAUAUGCCAGAUACAGAGAAUUUGUAGCGGUUAUUUUUGUAUUACCUAGUGACAGCGGACAGGGCAGAUGGGUGGGUGGAGGGGAAGGUGCCGCCUUGGGCUGGCGAGAAGGCGCCCCAGAGCUGGUGGAGACAAAUACGCUUUCAUUUGCAGAACAUUAAAGCACAGAAAAAUCAA
Microcebus murinus (gray mouse lemur) is the source of this 1547-nucleotide messenger RNA. It is a transcript of the gene MRGBP, whose product is annotated as MRG domain binding protein. Gene Ontology annotation, biological process: regulation of transcription by RNA polymerase II. The record is from RefSeq and is a predicted model, not a curated record. Gene Ontology annotation, cellular component: NuA4 histone acetyltransferase complex; nucleus. NCBI's taxonomy places the organism in Eukaryota, Metazoa, Chordata, Mammalia, Primates, Cheirogaleidae.